This is a messenger RNA of Monosiga brevicollis MX1, 915 nucleotides long. RefSeq lists its product as uncharacterized. The transcript has 2 exons. Lineage: Eukaryota; Choanoflagellata; Craspedida; Salpingoecidae. Bases 1 to 915 code for a protein of 304 amino acids. The record is from RefSeq and is a predicted model, not a curated record.
AUGGAUGCGCUGGCUCGGCUGCAGGCCCUGAUUCGCGAUGUGGAUGCCACCAGCUUACCUGUCAUGAUGGCAGCAAGCCCGCCUUUGGCCUCCCCGACAUCCUCACCCACACCGCCUCUAACCGAGGCUGAUAACCCCAUCCACUCUGCCACGAUGAACACUGCGGCCCAAACGGAUGUUUCUUUGGACCUCAGCCCGAUUGCUGCGCCGCCCCGUUCCCGCUGGACCUCCCAUCAGUCAGACGGGGCAACAACAAGUGCGGCAUCUCGGACUCAGUCCACAUCCAGCCAGCCCCCGAUCAAGCGAGUGCGACGCCUGCCCAACAGCCAACCUGUUCAGCUUUCAUCACCCGAUCAACAGCGAGAAGCGACGCAUUCCAUGCGUCCUGCGAUCCGCCAACCCUGCAAUAACCCCUGUACCCCUCCUACACAUCGCAAGCUUUCCAUUGAUCGCUUUGAAACCAGCUCCCCUGAAGACUCGGGUCUGGAGUUGUCCAUGACCAUCCACGCCCCGGCCUCCCGCCGCUCUGGGCAUCGGUCGAUGCGCCGCAGUCGCGCCAGAAGUUUGCCCACAGACCUACAGCUUAGCCCCGUGAGGCAUACAAACACCAGCACGCCCCCAACCAUCAAUGAGUCCUUGCUUGCGUUGCGCAAACGAAUUGCCUCGGCGGAGGAACAAGAGCUAGCUACUUCAACCCCUAUCAAGCACAUUGCCCUGACUCGCCGCCCCGUGUCCCCGACACCUGCCCACCUUGCCAGUCCGCACAUACGUCAAGCAUAUCAGUCCUAUUGUCAAGUCGUGCGCGAACAAGGCCUCGAGCCCCUGCCGCUCUCCGACUACUGCGGUCCACCCGGCACCAUUGACUUUAUCGUCGAUACCGAUGGUCAUGCCUCGGACGAAAGGAGUGAGCCGUGA